ACCCCAUUUUGUUUAGGAGUACUUGCACAACUUAUCAGAUAAAGAAUACCAUAACCAUACUCUUCAAGGUAUGCUUGAAAUUCACGAUCAAUAUAUUUAGUCCCAUUAUCACUCCUAAAGGUUUUAAUGGUAGUAUCAAUUUGGUUAGUCACUAUCUUAUGAAAAGCUUUAAAGUAGGAAAAUACUUCAUUCUUGGGUCAAAGUAAAUACACCCAAGUAACAUGAGAAUAACAAUAGAUGAAUGUAACAAGCCAACGAUAACUAAAACGAGAAACAACUCGAGAGGGCCUUACACAUCAGAAUGAACAAACAUAAAGGGAAAAUCACUUCUUUUAUUAAUGGAAAUAUAACAUGAACGUAUAUGCAAACUCAUAACUAUCACAAACAAAACUGUUCCUAUGACAUGAUUUAACUAACAUAUGAAAAAGUUUCUCCAAAAUACCAGAGGAAGGAUGUCCUAAACGGCUGUGCCACUGAAAUAAGAGUGAAAAAGGAGACGCAGUAUCCACUUGUAGAGCCUGACCCAAAGGCAACGUUGAUAAAGAUACAUCAUCCAACAGAUACAAACCACCAUCCACUCUACCACUGCCAAUUAUUUUCCCUGUUUGCAGUCUGAAACACACAAUGAGUAGGAAAAAUGUUACAGGGAAGUUUAAGGAAUUAGUAAUAUGACUAACAGAGAGUAAAUUGGUAGAAAAGUUUGGAACAUGAAGAACAAAUGAAAGGGAAAAGGAGGGAGAGCAUUGGACAAACCCGUUUCCAGAAACAGAGGAAAAUAGGCAUUAGCAAUUGGAGGAUAAUAGUACUUAUACUUUUUUUCUAGAGUUGUUAUAAAAAAUGGGAUCUGUUUUAUUUCUGUUUAAUUUCAUGAGAUUUGCACUUAAUAUAUAUUUUUCAUCUUAAAUGCGCGCAGGACACAUUAGCUUCUACUUUCCAGGAUCAAGGUCAAUUUUUACCGGAGACACUUUGUUCAGCUUAUCAUGUGGCAAGCUUUUUGAAGGAACUCCUGAGCAGAUGUUUUCUUCCCUUACGAAGAUUAUGUCUUUGCCAGAUGACACAAAUGUGUACUGCGGGCAUGAAUAUACACUGAGUAAUUCAAAGUUUGCGUUGUCUAUAGAACCUGGUAAUGAAGAAUUGCAGUCUUAUGCUGCCCACAUUGCCCAUCUCCGAAAUAAGGGUUUGCCAACGAUUCCUACUUUGCUAAAGAAGGAGAAGUCAUGUAAUCCAUUCCUCCGCACUUCAAGUAUGGAAAUCAGGCGGUCAUUAAACAUUCCAGCCACCGCAAAUGAUGCAGAAGCCUUGGGUGUCAUCCGUCGUGCCAAGGAUAACUUUUAG
Messenger RNA from Ilex paraguariensis (yerba mate), 1335 nucleotides. The record is from the annotation of a GenBank genome assembly. NCBI's taxonomy places the organism in Eukaryota, Viridiplantae, Streptophyta, Magnoliopsida, Aquifoliales, Aquifoliaceae.